GUUAUUAACUUAUUAUCAGUUUUAUAUAUAAAUUUAAAAUGAAAUUUUCGGUUGUGAGUGUUGUACAGAGGACAAAGACGUUGCGUGGAUUUUAAUUAUACAUUGUCGCAAUGUGGUUCUUUUCUGUUGCUUACUUCGCAUUGUUUCGUCUUUAUUAGGUUGAUAGACAUAUACUCUAACGGUUGGGAUGAUAUUUUCAGUGUCGUCAUAAGUUAUGCAGCUAAGAAAUCACUCAUCUUGAGUUUUACAACUAAUCAACUAAAAUAUGAUUAAAACUUGGUACUAAUGUACAUCAAAAGUAGCUUUUAAGUCAGCAAUAUACAUGUGGUAGGGGCUUAAAUCUAGAGUAACAUUACAAAUUACAAUCAUACAAACAGAAAACUAAUUACAUCAUGUGUCGAUUGUUUUGUUCCUAGUUUAGCUUGGAUCAAAUCUGAUUAAGAUUCCACAUAUUAGCACAUACAUUAUAUAAAGCGGUGUGUGUGUAUGACCGCCACAUGACUCAGACUCAGUGAUUGUUCUUCCCACCACUUUGCAUAGGAAGCUCUUGUCCACUGGAAUCUCUUUUUCUCUCUUUCUUUCGUUUUGGAAUAUCUCUCUUCGGCUAGUUCCUCAUAUAAUAUUGUCAAUAAUUGAUCAUUUUCAGUGAAUAAUAUAUACUUAUUUUCAAUCAUAGUAAAUAUUCUAGUACAAAUAGAAAACUAGAGUCCUAAAAUACAUAUUCCAUAGUAGUCGUAAAAGAUAUAUUAAACCCAUAUAAACAGAAGAAAUAUACGGCUACUUGAACUACUUAACAGUACAUCAAACCCAUAUUAACUCGUAAUUAACACUUUAAAAUGAUUACAUAUAUUUUAAAAUAUAAUUAGUCGAUGGUGCGUCACUCGUAACUAGUUCAUAAAGAUCUACUACGGGUGAAAAGUUAACCAUGUAAGUUGAUUGAAACCAUUCAAUAAGUAGUCUACAUUUUAGUUCAUGAUGAUCGGAUCACUCGACCAUGUAUAAAAUACAACCAAGACAGACCGUUACAAAUUCGAUGUUAUUAUUAUAGUUUUCCCCUAUAAUGUUUUCAAGACCAACUUGAGUAGUAUAAAACUAUAUUUCUUCACCUUUUGGGUCGGUUUUGUUUGAACGUGUUCCCUCAGGACCAUAGUUUUCUUUUUGAUCCCCUUUUAUUUACCAAGUCAAGAUUUGAAUAUGGCUUAUAAACUGUACAUUCAUAUGUAUUUCAGGUGAUUAUUACAGUUUAAUAAAAAUAUUUAAUCAUAUAGGAAUUUUAAUUUGACGGAUAAGUAGAACAAUUUACACAUUCUAUAUCGUAAGUUUCUUUCUUCCUUCUUCUUUUGAAAAAAAAGUCUUUUUUUUUUCUCUUUUGUCAACUAUACAAAUCAGAUUCUGAAAAUACAAUAAAUAAAUAAAAUAGUAAUAAAAGAUAAAAAUGAAUUUAACGAAAAGAGUCUUUAGUCCAUCAUCUCCUUCCGUUCUUUUUAACAGUCACGAUAGGUAAGCCGUGUCUAUAUAAACACUAAGAGUCGCCGUUACGUAACGACCAUCAUCUCCUGUUACUACUCUCUCUCUCACCUCACCAAGCACACAAAAACUCAGUUCCAAAAUUCUUUCCUCAAGAGAUGAAGCUAGUUGAGAAUACGCCGGCGGCGACUGACAAGUUCACCACCACGGAGGAGGAGGACGGUGAAGACGCCUGCCGCACGAUCGAGGUCGUCGAGAGAAACGUGUUUCAGGCUCAGUUCGAUGAAGCUGCUGAUGCGGUUGAGGAGCUUAACCUUAUACCGCCCCUCAACUUCUCUAUGGUGGAUAACGGAAUAUUCCGUUCUGGAUUCCCUGAUCCGGCUAACUUCUCCUUCCUCCAGACUCUGGGACUCCGCUCAAUUAUUUAUCUGUGUCCGGAGCCUUACCCGGAGAGUAACAUCCAGUUCCUCAAAUCCAAUGGGAUUACUCUUUUCCAGUUUGGCAUUGAAGGCAAUAAGGUUCUGUGUUUAGACAACGAAAUUUGCUCCCAUUUAUGGUGUUCUGAGAAUCACAAAGAGAGUCCAUUAACAACAACAAAUGGACUCUCCACAAGUUUGGAACCAUUUGUGAUUAUUCCAGACCAGAAAAUCCGCAAGGCACUCAAUGUCCUUUUAGAUGAGAAAAACCAUCCGGUUCUGAUUCAUUGUAAGCGAGGCAAGCAUCGUACUGGUUGUCUUGUGGGUUGCUUGAGAAAACUUCAGAAAUGGUGUUUGACUUCGAUAUUUGACGAGUACCAGCGAUUUGCAGCAGCUAAAGCUAGAGUUUCAGAUCAAAGAUUCAUGGAGAUAUUCGACGUCUCCAGCUUCAGUCAUGUUCCGAUGUCUUUCUCUUGUUCCAGCAGGUAAACAGAGAAGAAGAAAGCCAACAACAAAAAAUGAAGAGAUUAUUCUAAUCACAUAAGUGUUCCAGAGGAAUCAUUCUUCUGUUUCUUUCCCUUUCUCUGGAAUCAAUAAUUAUAUUUCAAGAAAAAACAAUUCUGAUUAUGAUUUUACCUUCUUUUUUUUCUUCGGCUCAUUGUAACCCCAUUUAGGUAGAUAAAAAUACGUAUACUAAUACGUAUAUAUGUAUACGGAUAAAAUAUAUAGGAGUUUGUUUAAGAUAUAGCUUCUCUUGGGUAUCAA
Molecule: messenger RNA, 2648 nt
Organism: Brassica rapa (field mustard)
Lineage: Eukaryota; Viridiplantae; Streptophyta; Magnoliopsida; Brassicales; Brassicaceae
Product: tyrosine-protein phosphatase DSP1
Biological process (GO): protein dephosphorylation
Cellular component (GO): cytoplasm
Molecular function (GO): phosphatase activity
Source: RefSeq, a predicted model, not a curated record